Molecule: messenger RNA, 1026 nt
Organism: Puccinia graminis f. sp. tritici CRL 75-36-700-3
Lineage: Eukaryota; Fungi; Basidiomycota; Pucciniomycetes; Pucciniales; Pucciniaceae
Exons: 1
Coding region: 1-1026 (341 amino acids)
Biological process (GO): DNA integration; DNA recombination
Molecular function (GO): DNA binding
Source: RefSeq, a predicted model, not a curated record
AUGGAUCUUUCGAAGAUAAAACAAUUUACCUCAACAGGCACUAGGCAAGCAGAUAUCAACUGGAAACAUCGCCAUCUGCUCGAUGCAUGGAGCUGGUCGACAAUUCUCAGCUACAACGCAGGGGUGAAAAAAUUCCUGAAAUUCCAGACAGAAACAGGAAACCAGGCUUUCUGCCUGCCAGCAACGUCUCGCGACCUAUCCGAAUUCUGUUUAUGGGCCGGAAGGACUUCGAUAAAAGGAACAGACGCAAUCACCGCGGUCACCCUAACGAAAUAUCUAUUUGCCAUCCAAGCCUGGCACAAUUUCCAUGGCUUCACAUAUCCCAUCGACUCAAGGGCACAGUUAAACCUGAUCUUGAAAGCUUGCGCGAAAAAGGACGCGGAAUUUAAGCUGAAAAAGGAAAAAACAGCUAUACACCUAACCCAGCUGAAGAGGUUAGUGGAUCGAUUAAACUUGGGCGACGAAUCAGACAGAGCGACGGCCGAUCUCUCACUCAUCGCGUUCUGGGGGAUGUGCAGGAUGAAAGAAGUCACUUACUCGAAUGCACGAGGACACCUAAACAAGACAGAAGCAAUCCUGACUUCAGACGUAUCAUUUCAAAAAAAUAGAACCAACAAUAUAGCCAUACUCACCCUUCGUGGAGGAAAAACGGCAAAACCAGGAGAACUACAACGUAUUAAACUCGCAUCACAACCUAGCACCCUGUGUCCGGUUAUGGCUGUUCGAAGGCGCUUAACAGAUGCACGUGGAUUAGACACUUCACUUUUCGGUUACUUUUCCGAAGGCGGGCGCACCCAUUUAACAAGGGAGGCGGUUAUGAACAAAAUACGAUCCAUCUCACUGGAAGUAGACCUCUCAGGAAUAACGGGACACUCUUUUCGCGUUGGAGGAGCUUCCCUACGCAACGCGCUAGGAAUACCAAUAAGGCAGAUCUGCGCGCUAGGCAGGUGGAAAUCAGGAGCAUAUAAAGUAUACUUGAAACCAAUACACCGAAGAGGAAAUACUGGAAGCAGUGGCUUUACUUAA